Molecule: messenger RNA, 4863 nt
Organism: Agrilus planipennis (emerald ash borer)
Lineage: Eukaryota; Metazoa; Arthropoda; Insecta; Coleoptera; Buprestidae
Exons: 2
Coding region: 121-4863 (1580 amino acids)
Source: RefSeq, a predicted model, not a curated record
AAACAAAAGAGCUUCCAAAAAUAAUGUUUUUGUCAAAAUUGAAUGACAGAUAUUGAACGAUCUCGAUUUCGGUUUUGAAAACUAAAAUUCUUGGCGCGAAUUUUACCUUUUGUUUAGAAAAUGAAAAAUCUUCGUAUACAAGACGAUAACAGGACAGAAAAGGGAACGCAGUGGAAAACUUUAUUGCGUAAAUAUGAAGAGAGAAACUUUUUACUUAAAAAACAGGAACAAGCGCUUCGUUUGCAAUUUCAGAUAGAACAAAAUACCAGUAAUAAUCAACCGUCAAUACAUCUGCACAAUUUAAAUUUAUUACCGACUAAAGACGAAAACGUUAAUUCUAAACAAAAUAAUCAAAGUCCUUUACAAGUUCUCUCACAUUUGAAGUACGCCAUACGGAAUAAAGUUCCUUCAUUGCCUCUAAUCUCGGCAAAUUUCCAAUGUUCAAGAAAGCGUCUAAAUAUUACAGAUAAAGAAUUAAAUAGUUCAACGUAUGAAGACAACUGCUUGAAUUUUCAAAAAUGCAACAAGACACGAAACGAAAAGACAAAACAUAAAUGCGAUAAGUCGGAUGGCAAAAACGCACUAUCGAAAUGUGAAUUAGCGCAGUGUAAAGAAAGACAUGACAAAUCAGAAAAGUAUGCUCAAGAAUUAAACAAUCUAAAAUUUCAAUUGGCAUCUACUAUUCAAAGUAUGCGUGGUUUGGAAAGUGUUAAUAGCGAGCUUAGAAAAGAAAUGUGUCUCCUAAAGGACAAAAGCAACAACGUUACGAAAACCUUCAUCGAUCAAAAGCUAGACGAGACACAUACUAUUGCCAAAUUAAGAGAAGAACUCCUGAAAAACAAGAAGUACUUUGACGACAAUGCUAGUUUGUGUAUGUUAGCAAGAAGGGUUAGCGAAACUCUUAUGGAGAUGGCGAAUUUUACGGAAGUAGACUUGGAAGAAGUAGAAAAACGAAUGGAAGCUAUAAGAAAAGAAGAAGAAGCGCUUUCCAAAACGGAACCAUCUAGAAAUAGUAAGAUAUGCAUUUGCUCCAAUUGUUGCACGUGUGAAGAAGAUUUAAAAAAAGCUAAACUGAGAGAGGAAAGAAUCAAACAAAUUUUAUCGAGAAAAAGGGAUGCCUGUACUACAAAUUCUCUCGAUGCACUUGAAGCCGAAGAUAAACCCAUUAAAGUAAUAAGAGGAAUCGAAUUAGUUUGCGAAGGUUUUGGAGAAGGCGGUGGAAAGUUACUUGAUAAACUUAAAGGAAUAGAGCUGGAAGAAGAACUAGAAUCCGGUGCUAUAAUCGAACUUUUAGGAGAAUUCGAUGAAGAAGGAGAAGAAAUUGGAGAGUAUGGAUUUGACCAAUUUACAGGUGGUCCGACAGGUGAAUUGGCAGAACUAGAAGAGGAAGUCAGAAAUCUAAUUCAAGAAGACUUGUUAGGUUUUCCAUCAGACUACAUUGCUGAUGGCGGAUUUCCUUCAGAUUUUGUUCCUGACAAAGAAUUAAUUGAAACCGCCGGUGGACCACUAGCCGAAGUUGAAAGAGAUUUAAUAUCAGAAGCAGAUGGAAGCGUUCUUGGAGAUAGGGUUGGUUACGCCGACGACGCAGCAGGUGCAGGUUUUUCCGAAGACGCUGUUGAUUAUGCUGCCGCAGGUUCAGAUUAUUCAGAGGGUGCUCCUAGUUAUGCUGGAGCAAGUUUAGACUAUGCUGAAGGUCCAGGCGUAACAGGUUACGAUGAUACAGGUGCCCCUGGUUAUAGUGGUGGAGGACCUGAUUAUUCUGAAAGCGGCCCUGGUUUUACUGGUACAGGACCUGAUUCCAGAGAAGAUGCAGGUCGAGGAUUCGCAGAAGGUACUUCAGAUUUCAUUGGCUCAGGCCUUCAACCUUCAGCGGAUGCAAGUGGUUACGCCGGUACAGGUGCAAGUUAUGCCGAAGGUGGUCCUGGUGGUACAGGUGCAAGUUAUGCCGAAGGUGGUCCUGGUGGUGCAGGUGCAAGUUAUGCCGAAGGUGGUCCUGGUGGUGCAGGUGCAAGUUAUGCCGAAGGUGGUCCUGGUGGUACAGGUGCAAGUUAUGCCGAAGGUGGUCCUGGUGGUGCUGGUGCAAGUUAUGCCGAAGGUGGUCCUGGUGGUACGGGUGCAGGAAUCGGGGGAGGUGCAUCUGAUUCUGCUGGUGCAGGAAUCGGGGAAGGUGCAUCUUAUUCUGCUGGUGCAGGUGCAGAAGAUAGAACUGGUCAAGCUGGCUAUGGUGGUCCAGCAGCCGACUACAGAGAAGGUACAGGUGCAAGUUUUGCUGAAGGUGGCCCUGCUGAUACUGGUAUAAGACCCGAUCGUGGAGAAGGUGAAUCCGAUUUUACUGGCGCAGGUGGAGGACCUACUGAAGGUGCUUCUGAUUAUGUUGGCGCAAGUGCGGAUGUUGGAGAUACUCCGAAUGUCAUUGGUGCAAGUGAAAGUUAUGCAGAAAGCGCUCCCAGUUAUACCAGCGGUGGUCCAGGUUACUUGGAAGACGCAAGUGUCGAUGAAAGUGGCGCAGAUUAUGAUAAAACUAAACCAAGUGAUACUGAAGACGGUUCAAGUUUUUAUGAUGACGACAGAAAUUUGUCAGAAGCUGAUUCAAAUUUUUAUGAAGAACAGAUAAGUACUGCUGAAGAUGAACUAGCUGAUGCUACAGGCAAAACAGAAAGUGGAGAAAGUAUUUCCACAAAGCAUUCUGUUUACUCUGAAGAGGGAAGAAACAUAGAAGAAGAACAUCCCCCCGGGUGCGAAUGCGUUGACUGCAUUUGUUCAGGAAUCACAGAAGAAAGGGAAAGUGCAGAAGUCGAAAAAACAGCAAAAGGAAUUUUAGAAACCAUUGACGAAGAAAGGUUAGAAGAAGAUGGUAAACAAGGACGAAUGGGCGGCGAAAGAUUUAUAGAUGAAAAAGAUCAAGUAAAAGGUUCUGAAAAAGUUUCUCCAGAUACGUUAGAAAGUUCGAAAUGCUUAGAGAAGGGUACAUGCACUGACAUGGACGACAUUUUAAAACUGUUAUCAUCCAUAGAACCAUGCAGUUGUGCCCCACAGGAAAUAAAGGAAAAACAAAAGAAAAAGGAACGAAGAAAAGAUGAUUCAAAAACAUGCGUAUGCGUGGGUGAAGAUCGAAUUGAAUCUUCUAGCAGUGAAGAAUGUCCACCAGUAUCAUGUAUUGUGUCCACACAAGCGUGCCAGGAUGUAAUAUCACAAAUUCGAGAUCAAUUUUUGCCUUUUCAGUCUUCUCACGAUGUUACAAGACCUGGUGAAAUAGGACCUGAUGAUUACAGCAUUACAACAGCUGUUGCUGACUCAGGAACAAUUGAAAUUAUUACAGAAGGACCUGAUGGUGUAAUAGAAACAUCUAUGACAUACACACCAUCUGGAAAUAUAGAUGUUAAAACAGAAAUAACUGAAUAUGAAUGUCCAGUUAAAGAAGAAUGUCUUACUAGAGCUCGAGAAAGUGAGUUGUACGCAGAUAUAACCGAACCUUUUGAAGGAGGUGGUCAAGAAGACACUGACGAAAUAGCAAGAGACGUUGCCGAUGCUUUAAAUAGAGCAAACCAAGAAGUUAUGGAUGCCUUGAGCAGAGCAAAUCAAAGUGUCACUGAUGCAAUGGAAAAAGCAAACCGAGAUGUAGAAAGUGCUCUAGCAAUGGUAAUGGCCAGAAAAUCUAGUAGUCCGUUGGGUGAAUCAGAAACAAGUGAAAAGGCUGUACAAGAAGAUGAGGGUGAUGUCGUUGGAGAAUCUGGCAUUGUACAUGGAACAGAAAGUGGAGAAGAAACGGGCAAACCCUGGAAAGGAGACGAAGAGGAAGGGGCAUAUGGAGAAGAAAAACCCGGCCAAGGAAGAGAAGAUAUAGACAGAUUAGAUGAACAUGGGGAAAGCUUCGGUAAGAGAGAAGGUGAAGAUCAAUGGGCAGCUGAUGAAGAAAGACCUGUCAGAGACGCAGAAAAAGGUGAAAAGGGAUGGGAAGAUGGCGAAAGAGAGACUGGUGCAGCUGGAAAAGCAGGUAAGGACGGUUGGAAAGGUGGCGAUGACGGAGUUGGUACAGACAGAGGGAGAGGCGCAGAAGGAUGGGAAAGUAGUGAAGGAAAAGCAGGUGGAAAAGCAGGUGAGGACGGUUGGAAAGGUGGCGAUGAAGGAGUUGGUAUAGACAGAGGGAGAGGCGCAGAAGGAUUGGAAAGUAGUGAAGGAAAACCUGGUGGAGGAAGAGAAAGAGAUGAUGAUGUAUGGGAAAGCGGUGAAAAAGGAACUCGCUUGGGAGGAGAAACGGCUGGGGAAGAAUGGGAAAGCGGUGAAGGAAAACCUGGCAAGGAAAGGGAAGGCGAUGUCGAUGCUUGGGAAACUGGGGCUGGAAAACUUGAUAAAGAUAUAGGCGGGGAAUAUGAAAAAGAAUGGAGAGGAGAUGAAAGGGGAGAAUAUUCACAAGAUACAAGAGGGGGUGAGAAUGAAUGGGAUGACGAUAGGCCGGGCAAAGAAAGAGAAGACGUUGAAAGACAAUGGGAUAGAGAAACAAUAGAAGACGAAAGGGGUGAAGCACCAGAUGGAAUGCAAAUUGGUGGAGAGGGAACUGCAGAUUAUGUGGAAGAUGACAUAUCAAUACAUCAUGAAGACGAAACAGGCGAAUGUACUUGUGAAGAGUGUUUAAAUAUAGAAGCCGGUGUGUUAGGAGCUGGCGACUGUACUUGUACAGCUGAAUGUAAAUGUCCUAUAUGUAACGAUUUAAAAAUAAUAGAAAAGGCUAGCCGUAUGCCAUCUUCACAUCCAUUCGGUUGUACCUGCAUAGACUGUUUGUGUAAAGAAAAUUUACUAAAAGAAACUCUUGGAGUUCAUAAGCAUCCUCCUGAUUGUGAUUGUAUUGCAUGCANUCAAAGUUAA